CUACAGCCUCUUUGACCCGCUUUCCUCACUGUUCACUCCGGAAAUCGGUGAUAACCAAUUUUUAUUUCCUUGCACCUAUUUUGAUACCAUUGUUCGGCUCCAGCUCCGAGGUAUUUCGGCUAUCAGUUACAAUGGGUGCUCUCAGGAAAGUCAAGAACAAGCGCCGCACUAGAGACUACGAUCAAGUCAUCGCGGAUAUCAAAACUACUGGUCACCUCCAGAAGUACAAGGACUCGAAAGAUCCGGAGGACCUGCCUGGUCUGGGCAGGUUCUACUGCACGGAAUGCUCCAAAUGGUUUGAGAGCGACUACAACCUGAAGGCGCACACCAAGGGCAAGAACCACAAGCGGAGACUUCGUAUCCUGCGCGAUGAGCCUCACAGCCAAUUGCUUGCCGAGCGUGCGAUCGGACUGGGUUUAGUCGAUAACGGCAAGCGCGAAGAAAACCCCGACGAGAUGAAGGAGUGAAUCGAAGCUUGAGCUUCGCCUUCUGGGAUAAAAAUCAAACCUUUGCUACGCGACCACGAUCCUCUUUCCAGCAAAUCGACAUACGCAAAUCGACAUACAAAAGUUUCCAGGACAAUACGUCUAGACCCGUUCUGAUGUUGACUUUCCUCAUUCCGUUCAUGCAUAUCGGUGGAGUCUCACGUGAAGCAAUUUUUUUUAUAUUGCCGAUACUCGCCGGGGUUUCGCUCUUCCGUUUUGCGGGUGACUCAAAACCGCCGACCAUCGGCGGAAACGGCAUCUGGGGCGAAAUUUACCCCUUAC
Molecule: messenger RNA, 767 nt
Organism: Penicillium hordei
Lineage: Eukaryota; Fungi; Ascomycota; Eurotiomycetes; Eurotiales; Aspergillaceae
Product: putative C2H2 finger domain protein
Exons: 3
Coding region: 132-467 (111 amino acids)
Molecular function (GO): nucleic acid binding; zinc ion binding
Source: RefSeq, a predicted model, not a curated record